Messenger RNA from Trichomycterus rosablanca, 2004 nucleotides. RefSeq names its product TNF superfamily member 10 (gene tnfsf10). The transcript has 5 exons. Bases 1 to 885 code for a protein of 294 amino acids. Gene Ontology annotation, cellular component: membrane. NCBI's taxonomy places the organism in Eukaryota, Metazoa, Chordata, Actinopteri, Siluriformes, Trichomycteridae. Gene Ontology annotation, biological process: immune response. The record is from RefSeq and is a predicted model, not a curated record. Gene Ontology annotation, molecular function: tumor necrosis factor receptor binding.
AUGACGAACUCCCGCACGAUGCAGUACAUCGGCCUGCUGCUCCUGGCUGCCAUCCUGCUGCAGACCAUCGCGGUCGCCGUGACAUUCAUCUACUUCAGCAACGUUCUCAACUCGAUGAAGGAGACUUUCUCUAAGAGCAGUGUAUCAUGUCUGAUGCCCUCCAAUCUGCGCACACUGAAGGGAUCAGACUGGAACAGUGCUGAGGGGAAAGACGACCCCUGCUGGCAGGUCACACAACAGCUCCACUUUCUGAUCGAAAAGUCGAUGUCUAAUCGCUACCAGGAUGAAAUCUCCUCAGCAGUCAAAGAUGAAGUGUCCAGAGUCCUUCCAUCGCUGGUGAUUCAGGACCAGGACACCCUGCCACGACCCAAAAUUGCUGCCCACGUUACAGGCAGCUACGUACCGGAUACAGACAAGGAUGAAGGUGCCUCCAACAGGAAGGUGGACGGCCAAAAAAUCCAGUCAUGGGAAUCCGAGAAAGGCCUGGCGUUCCUCCAGAACGUGAAACUGAACGACGGCGAGCUGGUGGUGCCGCAGGCCGGCCUGUACUACAUUUACUCCCAGACGUAUUUCAAGCAAACGCUGGUGCAGGAAGAGGAGGAGGAAGGGGAAGACGGGGGCACGACGAGGGGCACGACGAGGGGCAAGCCGAUGCUCCAGUACGUCUAUAAGAAAGUCAGCUCGUAUCCGGUGCCUAUCCUGCUGAUGAAGAACGCCAGGACGACCUGCUGGUCCCGGGACGCCGAGUACGGACUCUAUUCCAUCUACCAAGCCGGGCUUUUCCAGCUGGGAGGUGGAGAUAGGGUAUUUGUGACUGUGAGUAAUGUGAGCACCAUCGACAUGGAUGAGAAGUCGAGCUUUUUCGGUGCCUUCUUGGUAAGUUAGGUCCGACAGACAGACAAGGAGAUUGUUUAACGCUCAGACUCGGACCGAUAGGUGAGCAGGACCGGACUUGCUUGGCUGCUCGUCUCCUGAGCUCCCUUUGAAUCGCUGCCAAAGAGCAAAUCAUCUGUAUAUGUGGGCUGUAAUACACCGUCAGGCCAGCGCGCCUACUAAAAUUAAAGAGGCCUUUCAAAAGUACGUGCGCCCGGCUUGAUCGAUCGGCGGCGACACCGCGGCGGACUGAAAACCAUGAGGACCGUGAGGGUGAAGCUGAACCCGUCUGCCCGAGCGGCAGCACCAGUAAUAGCCCGUUAGGUCGCUUGGGUUACUGUGGAACCCAGUACUGUGACCUGGUUGGCAGGAAGGAUGUAUUGUGCAGGUAGACAAAAGACUCUUGUUAAACAUCAAGGGAUAUGUUCAAUCCUAAAAAUUCAACAGCACAAAGAGGAAUGCCCCGCUUUAGAAAUGGAUGCAUAGAAUAUAGCACAGUUUUAUAUUUGUACAACAUUGUGUGUGUGUGUAUAUAUAUAUUUUAUUGAUAAUUUUGAACCAUCGCAAUUAACAAUAUCUGGACAUAUUGUACUCACUCACUCACUGACUUUCUUAACCGCAUAUCCAAUCAGGGUCGUGGAACCUGAAGCCUAUCCCAGCUUUUCAAUGGGCGCAAGGCACACAGUAACACCCUGGCCAGUCUAUCGCAGGGCAGACACACACACACCUAUAGGGCAAUUCAGUUUCUCCAAUUUAUCUGACUGCAUGGACGAAACCCAAGGACCCGGACCACCCCACCUGGGAUCGAACCGCCACCGUGCUUAAUCAAUCCAGAACGAUCGACAUAUUAGUUCCUCUAAAAAAAGGCUGAACGAUUUGUAUAUUGUCUUGUAAAAUACUGUGUAAUAGCUGUUUAAAUUUACCACCGUUUUACUGUGGCUAUGUGAAUACACUAGGAAACACACUGAAUGAAGUCUUUCCAUAUGACCUAUGACGUUUCAGUUCAUGAUUACGCCAUUUCAAAGCCUAUUUCUGAAGCAAUACAAUGUUAGUCUGGUAUUCUGGAGGCCUUGAUGUUCCUAAACGUUCGGUGGAUCUGUGCCACAAGACCUACCUUUUAAAAAAUGGUCU